Molecule: messenger RNA, 1473 nt
Organism: Penicillium expansum
Lineage: Eukaryota; Fungi; Ascomycota; Eurotiomycetes; Eurotiales; Aspergillaceae
Product: MATE family efflux transporter
Exons: 2
Coding region: 1-1473 (490 amino acids)
Biological process (GO): xenobiotic detoxification by transmembrane export across the plasma membrane
Cellular component (GO): membrane
Molecular function (GO): xenobiotic transmembrane transporter activity; antiporter activity
Source: RefSeq, a predicted model, not a curated record
AUGAGCAAUCAACUAUCCCCUCUUCUCCAACAAGCCGACGACAACACUAGUUUCCUAUGGAACAAAUGUCGCCAGCAAGUCACCUCACAGUCAUGCCAGUGGCAUAGGUUUGCCAAUGAGAUCGUACUCUUGCUUCAGAAAUCAUUGCCCGUUAUAAUCGCAUAUGCACUGCAGAACAGCUUGCAAACAUCUUCACUUCUGAUUGUCGGUCGCACAUCACCGGAAAAUCUCGCCACAGCCGCCUUUUCCUAUAUGUUUGCAACAUGUACUGGGUGGCUAAUUGGGAUGGGUGGUACCACUGCCCUGGAUACUCUUGCAUCGUCAGCAUUUACAAGCCGUUUGAAUGAGCAGUACCUCGGUGUUCUUCUACAACGAGCUUUUUUGGUUCUCGGUUUGAUGUACAUGCCAGUCAUUGUGCUCUGGGUGUAUGCAGAGCCUAUAUUCUUAGUCCUUGGGCAAGAUGCAUAUUUGUCGAAGAGCUCUGCUAGCUUUCUGUCCUGCUUGAUUCCGGGUGGGCUAGGAUAUAUCUAUUUCGAAGCCAUGAAAAAGUACCUACAAGCGCAAGGUAUAAUGUCAGCUGGUACUUAUGUCCUUCUUCUGGUUUUCCCCGUCAAUAUUCUUUUGAACUAUAUGUUCUGCAAUACGUUGAAAAUGGGAUUACUCGGCGCCCCUCUUGCUACGGGUAUAUCCUACUGGCUCUGCUUUAUUCUCUUGAUUCUCUAUUCGGUCUUCAUCUCUGGCCACCAAUGCUGGGGAGGAUGGACCACGAAAGCGUUUCAAAAUUUGGGCGUAUUUGCGCGCCUAGCUAUCCUAGGGAUAAUCAAUGUCGGAGCUGAAUGGUGGGCUUUUGAGAUUGUUGCCAUUGCCGCGGGCUGGCUCGGAAUUAUUCCAAUGAGCGCCCAAAGCGUGAUUAUGACCACGGACCAAAUCCUCAACACCAUUCCCUUUGGAAUUGGUGUCGCAGCCUCUAGCAGAGUUGGGAAUUUUCUCGGCGCCCGUGAUGCCUAUGGUGCCGCCCGUACAGCAAAAGCUGCCGCGUAUCUCAGCAUUUGUUUAGGAGCUGCUAUAAUGGCAAUCUUGAUGUUUUCUCGUCAUCAAUUCGCCAAAAUCUUCAGCGAUGAUGCAGAUGUCAUCAGCCUGACCGCAGCGGUUAUGCCAUUUGUUGCGGCUUUUCAAAUCGCCGAUGGCCUGAAUAGCAGUUGUGGUGGAUGUCUGAGAGGCAUGGGUCGCCAGCACAUUGGCGCGACAAUCAAUCUUAUCAGUUAUUACUGCGCUGCUCUACCGUUGGGUAUCUGGCUCUCGUUUCACGGAUACGGGUUGGCCGGUCUUUGGAUUGGUCAGUGCCUAGCUUUGUACAUAGUUGGAAUACUAGAGUGGGUAAUCGUUGCAUGGAGUGAUUGGAAUGGGGAGAUAGAGAGGGCUUUCAGCAGAAUGGACCAGGAAGACACUGACGCGUCUAUGGGAGAAUUUUGA